CAGCCAGCCAGCGAACUUCACGUAACUAACUAACCUUACUACCGUAACGUAACCGGCUCAAUCGAAGAUAUCCGUGACACUACUGCAACCCCCAUCUGUCGCAACCGCACCAGAAACCAGGCAGCUGAUUAGGCUGGCCAUUUCAUCCCAGUUUCCUUUCACGCCGUCGCAUUAUCGCUUGGUUUUAUUAUUUAUUUUCCAUCUACACCACACUGUGGACUCCUGCCGACCACCGCCGCCAUGUCCUUCGACCAGCUCUCCUCCAUAGAAUCAGGCGGGGCCGGCUCCUCCUCCGCCCGCCGCCACGGCGGUAACCAGGGCGGCUACUCGGACUCGCCCGAGUUCUCGCGCCUGUCGCAAACCCUCAUGAACACCCUCUUCCACCUGCAAGGCAACAACGCCAAGCUGCGCACCGAGAUCAACCGCCUGGGGUCGCGGCAGGACAACCCGCGGCUGCGCGAGCGCGUGCAGGCCCUGCUCGAGGAGUCGCGCGACAAGUUCAAGGACAUCGGCGAGGGCGUCAAGAAGCUGCAGUCCUCCUGGGGCCCCGACGACGUCACCCCGACCCAGCGCUACUCCCAGCAGAAGCUCGCCCGCGAGUUCGCCGCCUCCCUCAAGGAGUUCCAGACCCUCCAGCGCACCGCCCUCGAGAAGCUCAACGCCAGCGUCACCGCCGCCCGCGCCGCCCUCGACACCGACGCCCCCUCGGACGCCCAGGCCGACCGCGACGAGCUGCAGCUGCUGCAGCAGCAGGAGCAGGUCCACCUGGCCCCGCAGGACGACGUCGACUUCCAGGAUGCCCUGAUCGCCGAGCGCGAGGAGGAGAUCAGGCAGAUCGAGGAGGGCGUGGGAGAUCUCAAUGUGCUCUUCCGGCAGGUGGCACAGAUCGUUGGCGAGCAGGGCGAGCAGCUCGAGACCAUCGAGAGCAACGCGAUCAACGUGCGUGACGACACGAGGGGCGCUGAUUACGAGCUGAGGAGCGCCGCCCGGUAUCAGAAGAACGCCAGGAGCAAGGCUUGCUGCUUGUUGUUGAUCUUGGCCGUCAUCCUCACCAUUGUCAUGUUGGCUGUCUUCUUGGGUUGAUAUCACGGGGGCGAGCACCGAUAGAAGAGCGUGGUUUGAUGUCGCAUCUGAGGCGUUGGGGAGUUGGCACUGUUUCUGGGCCUUUUGUUCAUGUACACUUACGCAGUCUUGAUGGUAUCCAUGGUACGAUGACUAUUCUGUUCUGUCAAAUCGAGACAUGUCAUUUGUUCAUUAUCUUCCACGGCUUUAAUGUACACUCUAUAUAUCAAAUAUUAUACAGUUCUGACGCAAGUCU
Molecule: messenger RNA, 1318 nt
Organism: Truncatella angustata
Lineage: Eukaryota; Fungi; Ascomycota; Sordariomycetes; Amphisphaeriales; Sporocadaceae
Product: t-SNARE
Exons: 1
Coding region: 241-1083 (280 amino acids)
Biological process (GO): Golgi to vacuole transport; intracellular protein transport; vesicle fusion
Cellular component (GO): endomembrane system; membrane; SNARE complex
Molecular function (GO): SNAP receptor activity; SNARE binding
Source: RefSeq, a predicted model, not a curated record